Molecule: messenger RNA, 294 nt
Organism: Gongylonema pulchrum
Lineage: Eukaryota; Metazoa; Nematoda; Chromadorea; Rhabditida; Gongylonematidae
Source: the annotation of a GenBank genome assembly
GUGGGAAAGGAAAUCCUGAGGAAACAUGCAGAUCAGUUGAGGAAAAGAAUCUCUAAUGGUCCUGAUCGGCUUGACUCUGAUACUUUGCAAACAAUGUUAGAAACGUUUGACAUCGAAGAAUAUGGACAACGAACUGCAGAGGCAGCAAUAAAUCCACAUUUAGUUGUCACCAGCACACCCGAUAAUCAGCAGCAACGUACAGAGAUUCACAACGCAUAUCCGAGACGUUCAUCACGUCUUCGAAAACCGAUUCAGCUUAUACAAGUGGAUCCCUCAAACGAUACAUAUUAUUGA